Messenger RNA from Ricinus communis (castor bean), 4493 nucleotides. Its product is annotated as polyol transporter 5. The record is from RefSeq and is a predicted model, not a curated record. Gene Ontology annotation, molecular function: carbohydrate transmembrane transporter activity. Gene Ontology annotation, cellular component: membrane. Lineage: Eukaryota; Viridiplantae; Streptophyta; Magnoliopsida; Malpighiales; Euphorbiaceae. The transcript has 3 exons. Gene Ontology annotation, biological process: transmembrane transport. Bases 2534 to 4153 code for a protein of 539 amino acids.
CUCAAGAACAACUCACAUUGCUACAAAUUGCUUUCUUUGCCAUCUUAAUCUCAGUUCUUGGCCUUCUCUUUUUGUUUGGUGUUUCUCAUAUCAUCCCUUAGCAACUUUCCUACUGUUGUAAAUCAAUAAGAUAAUUUAACUUUAUCGUAUUGACAUAUUAUCUUUUUCUAAGAAGCAUUGUUUCAAGAUUUAUACUUUCAGGUGCGAGAUCUGAGACUGGGCAGGAAAGAAUUUAGGACUCAUUAGAAUGGUUAGGGGUUGGUGAUCUAAAACAAAAUUAAAAGGUAGUUGGCUGGGAUUUGGAAUGCAUUUUUGGUCGGGUCUUCCAGGUGUGUGCUAAUACAUACUGUCUUUUGGUUUUUGCAACAAAUAGAAAUAUGCAAUUAUUGCUGGUUCAAGGAUUAUCAACCAUUUCGGAAUGAUUAUUAUUUUGUUUUUAAAUUCUGUCUUAAGAUGGAGGAUUAUAUUAAAGCGCUACUUUAUGUCUUACACGACAUGUAAUAUUUAAAUAGAGAAAAAGACGUGGCUCUUUGCCGAGCUUGCCAUGAUGAUAUAAUAUGUUUUGCCAUUAGUGGACAAAAGAUGCAGAAAAAAAAAAACUUUAUCUGAGAAGUUUGAAUAGGAUAGAAGAAAUUAGAAAAACCAGAUAAUAUGUUGGACUUAUCUUUAAUUCCUUAAAACUUAACUUUAAUUGAUGGGCAUAAACUAAUAAGAUUUGGGAUGUGCUUAAUAGAUGCAGCCUUAAAGUGGUUAAAAAAAAAAGGCCAUCAAUGACUAUUAUGGUCCAAGAAUCAUAAGAACGUUGGUAAUUAAAAAAAAUUAACUAAAUACUAAUACUUGAAAACGUUUAUCUGGUUAGGCAAAUGUGCUUUGAUUGGAUGGAAAUGAACAGCAGAGAUUUAGGGCUGUCAUGCUUUGCUAGAGAAGUUUUUUGCUUUAUCAUCUUCGUCCAAUCAUAUUAACAAGUAGAUAACUUAGUGAAAUAAACCUCAAUUUUUAUGAAGUUAAACAAAUAAUCUGUGUUAGUGGGAAUUUGGUUUAGGUACAAUGAUCUCUUUCAAUUCCCCUUAUUUGUUGUAACCCAAAAGGAAAGAAAAAAAUUAAUUAAAAAAAGGAAAGAGAAAAAAGAUAAUCAGUUGUUUGUCUUUUACUGGCCCUUGGUAGUCUGCUGUCUCUCGUCUUGAUUAAAAAAUGAAACAUAGAAACUUAUAUUUUCUUGUUCUUCUCCAUAAUUCAGCCUUAGCAUAGAGAAUAAUAUAAAUCAAGCACAACAUGAUACAGCUCAUCUCUCUAGCACUUUUAUAAUUCAAGCAAGGAUGCCUUUGACCUCAAAUUUGAGAUAGGAAGGAAAGAACAGAAACAUAACCCGAGUAUUUAUACAGCAAAAUCGUUUGUCAUACAUAAUCUGGAUUAUGAUUAGAAGCAUUAGCUGUACAAAUUAUAGAAAAUACACAAGUGGCAGUUGCUGAUUGCACGCAAAUUCUUCACUUAUCCCUCAAGUUGUAAUUCCUAACCAAAUAAAAAGAUAAUGAAAAGGAAUAUGAUAUUGGAACCAUGUGUAUGACUUCAAAAAAUUGUGAUUCUCUUUUAGGGAUUUCCAUCAUGUCCAGAAGAUUCUUGAUUCUUCUUGUAUUGGCUGGACUCCAAAUUUUGAUAUUUCUUGUCGCUUUAAAUUACAAAAUUUUCCUGGAUGCCAGUGAUAAGUUUGGCUGUUGCAGUUCAUGCCUAUCUGUGUGCAUGUAUGUGUUUUUGAUCUUUGAUUUAUCAUGAUGUAUUAUUUUUUAUGGUCAAUGAGAGAUGUAAAAGAUGGGAUUUUCCAGAAAAAUGAAUAAGAUGAGAAUGGAACUGGUGGAAAAUAAGAUACAUAUAGAACGAUUUUAUGCUAUCUGCACAAGAACUGUGAAUAGUGAAAGCAAAAUGGUUAAUGGCGGGUUAAAGAAGAAUAAAAGAAAAAAGAAUAGGACACCUGGAUUUCAUUAAGUCUUUGUAGAAAGGGACUUGCUUCUUCUGGCCCUACCUUAAGGCGCAUAUUCUCUUUGAGGUAUGUGUUCAUACUGAUGCUGUAAUUAUUGUUCGUCGCCUCGUAGGGUUAGGACAUCAAAACAUUGGUCACCUUCAGCCAGAUAGUGUCCUCUUCCACACACUGUCCAAAGAUUUUGGGUACUCAAAGGUCUCCCAAAAUCUUGCGUAGGAUUAAUGGAAAUAUUACUAGAUAGCUAUCAUAUUGAACACGAAUAAUCAAGCAGAAGAUAGAAAAAAGCGUGUACUUAUUAUUGACCUUUCUAUGUUAGGUGCUGUUAUGUAUGCCCCACAACCUCCUUAAAACAAUUUUUUCAGAAAAAUAUAACUAUUAUAGAUCUCUGUUUUUGCUUUUUAUGCUUGUUAAGUUGACAAUGUAAUUAGAGAAUGUGGAGGUAAGUGCUGUUGGAUAGGUAGGUCCAUUUCAAUUCUCUCUUUUCUGAGCUAUAAGCUUGUGAGGAAGUGCCUGGACUGCAUCCCUCUGACAAAGUGGCUUUGAAAAGGGGAAAAAGUUAUGCAAUUCAGUUCUACUCUCGAAUCAGACAAACAUGGCAACUACCACCCGCUUCCUGAUUUCGCAUCUUCAUUGCCUUCAGAAAUAGAUUUGAAACCUGAGAGAAGAAAUAGGGUGUGGCACAAGGAUGCUGCUGAAGGUGAAUCCCUAAAACACAAAGCAGCACUUGGUGCUCCAGCUCAAAGAAAGACUCACAUCAACAAGUAUGCUUUUGCUGGUGCCGUUUUAGCCUCCACAAAUUCUGUUCUCUUGGGCUAUGACAUUGGAGUGAUGAGUGGUGCAGUGCUCUACAUCAGGGACGACCUCCAUAUCACAUCAACACAAGUGGAGAUCUUGGUAGGUUGCCUUAAUGUAUGUUCAUUGAUCGGAUCUCUUGCAUCAGGUAGAACUUCUGAUUAUAUCGGCAGACGUUAUACUAUUGUCCUGGCUGCUGCCACAUUUUUUAUUGGUGCAAUUUUAAUGGGACUGGCACCGUCCUUCACAUUUCUAAUGGCUGGAAGGGUAGUGGCUGGCAUUGGUGUUGGCUACUCCCUAAUGAUUGCUCCAGUCUAUACUGCAGAGCUCUCCCCAGCCAUAACUCGAGGCUUCCUAUCUUCCCUUCCUGAAGUCUUCAUCAAUGUCGGGGCUCUACUCGGUUAUGUCUCCAACUAUGCUUUAUCGGGUCUUCCAAACGACAAAAAUUGGAGACUAAUGCUUGGACUUGCAGCUUUCCCAGCUAUAAUUGUUGCUUUAGGUGUGAUGGUGAUGCCUGAAUCCCCUCGUUGGCUAGUCAUGAAAGGCCGGUUUGGUGAUGCGAAGAAGGUUUUGGCCAGAACAUCAGAAUCUGAAGAAGAAGCAGAAUUGAGAUUAACAGAAAUGAUUAAAGCUGCAAAGGAUUUGACUCAUGGAGCUGCUUCAAGCAAUUGGCGUGGGCAGGGUGCUUGGAGGGAGUUGUUGUUUGAACCAUCUCGCCCCAUCCGCCGGAUUCUUAUUUCUGCUAUUGGAGUUAACUUCUUUAUGCAAGCUUCAGGGAAUGAUGCUGUCAUGUAUUACACUCCUGCAGUGUUCAAGGAUGCUGGAAUUCAGAGCAGACAACAGCUUGUAGGUGUAACAAUCAUCAUGGGAAUAGCCAAAACAUUCUUUGUUUUGGUGUCUGCUCUUUUCUUGGACAGGUUUGGGAGGAGGCCGCUUUUGUUAUUGGGCACAACUGGGAUGGCUGUUGCAUUGGCUGCCUUGGGCCUGGGAUCAAAGUAUCUUCAACAGUGCGAUAUCAAGCCAUUAUGGGCCAUUGCAUUGUGUAUAGUGGCUGUAUGUGCUGAUGUAUCUUUCUUUUCAAUUGGGCUUGGUCCAAUCACUUGGGUCUACUCAUCAGAGAUUUUUCCUAUGAGGUUAAGGGCCCAAGGUACAAGCUUGGCAAUAUCAGUCAACAGAUUGGUGAGUGGGAUUGUGGCCAUGACAUUUCUCAGCAUUUCCAGGCUUAUUUCUUUUGGUGGAAUGUUCUUUGCACUUUCAGGAAUUCUGGUAGUGGGUACAAUUUUCUUUUAUUUCUUUUUACCUGAAACCAAAGGCAAAACCUUGGAAGAGAUCGGUUCUCUCUUUGAAGAUAAAAUCCCUGAGAAUGAAAGACAUUUUGUUUCCUAAUCCAUGAAAACGUGACCCAAUUGAAAAUGAAAAACAAAUUCCAAUAUGGAAUUGGAGGUAAACACCUCGUCAACCUCAGAACUUGGUAGUACAUCGGAUUAACUUUGGGAUUCUGUAAGUUGUUAGGGUUGAAAUGUGACGAAUCUGUCAUGCGAGGAACUGUUAAGGUGUAUAUGAGUUGAUAUUUAGAAGUGCAUAAUUGAACAUUUGAAAAUUUGUGUCCAGUGUGUACAUGUACAGUAUAGUCCAUUCAUUCUUGUAUAAUAUAUUUUUAUUAUUUAAGAUAUUGUUGUAUUUAUAGGUUGGAAGAGCAACAAUAUACAUUGUUUAUUCUGUUUUA